Amborella trichopoda is the source of this 1942-nucleotide messenger RNA. RefSeq lists its product as uncharacterized. The record is from RefSeq and is a predicted model, not a curated record. Lineage: Eukaryota; Viridiplantae; Streptophyta; Magnoliopsida; Amborellales; Amborellaceae.
CUACCACCGGUCACUCGCUUCCCGUACAAAACUACUUCUCCCGUCAACCGGUAACUCCCACUCUCUCCACUAUUUCAAAGCCCAUCCCCAAGGAAAUCAAAUAGUUUCAGCAGAGAGAAGCUCGCUUUUGAUGAUUGAUCAAAGAGAUUUUCAGAACCAUCUUCCUAAGAUUAGAGAGAGAAACCCCUUCCUGGGGACUAAUUAGAGAUAGAAACUGGUAAUUUUUGUGGGAGAUUAGAGAGAUAAUAUCUCUCUGUUUUUUUUUUAUGAAUUUUUAGAGAGAGAAACUCAAAACCAUGAGCUCCAUGAACACGUUUGCAGCUGCUAUAACGGGGAUUUUUGCAGUAUUUUUCCUCGCCAUAGUAGCCGAGCUCUAUUACGUUCUAUGGUGGAGAAAACGAUUCCGGGAAGAAACUGCCGUAAGUUCAAUUUCCGGCGACCUAUCCAGUGAAUCUUAUCAGAGCCAAUCUAAGGAGCUCCUCUACUUCUUAUGCUGGAAAAACCAAGCCACGGCCGCUGCAACGCCAGUCAACUCAAUUACUGCCGCUUUUCCGGCGACUUCGCCACCACAGCCUGACAAUUUCCAACAUUCCUCGGCUUCGCCACAGUCGGAAUCAGAUGGAUCCCUGUGUUUUACCCCACCUCCCUUGCCAGAAUCCGACGAUUUUCUGUACUUUCCGCCUGAAAUGGACCCCGAUUUGCUGAGGCUUCAUAGCCUUAUGGGAUAUCCUAGGGUUUUGUUCACCAUCAAAGAAGGGAGCAGAGAAGAUACAGAGUCAGAAGAUGCGAGAUCGAGAAAGAGCAAGUCAAGAACAAAGAGCUUGAGCGAUGCUUUUCUGGAAUCGGCGAUAGAGACGCCAUUUUCAACUCCUUGUUCCUCUCCCCCUUUCUUCACACCUCUCUCCUCGCCUGCACGUGAGCUCGCCGGGAAAUCUGUCCGUACGGUUAGGCAUGCCGACUUUAACCCAGAAAACGUUAUCUGGCAGCCGGACAGCGGGAGGAGAUCGCCUGAAACUUUCAGAGAGCCGGAAAAUUUAAGGAACUCGGUGGGAGACAGCCUCAGAGCGCCGGAAAAUGUGUUGAACAUGCCCGGAAACAGUAUCACAGUGGCGGUAAACUUGCAUGAAUUGCCGGGAGACGACUCGAAAUUCAGUUUCCCGGCAACCUUAGGGGAAUUCGCCGGCGACAGCAACCGCUCUUAUGUGGCUAUUACGAUCGACGCUGACCGGGAAAGUGCGUCGGGAAAUGAGGUUUUGAGCCAAUCGAGUAUUGUUUAAGCCUUGGGAAGUGACGGUCUUUUUUAUUACUUUUUUUAUUUGUGUUUUUGGAUAAUGUCUAGAAAUACUCUAAACUUUUCUCCAAAUGACCAAAGAACCCUGAGCUUUGGAAUGCCUUUCCAAAAGAUCCUCGCCCCUAAAAUCCUGCAAAUGUUCAAGUAGAAUUGGGCUGGGCCACUUGGCUCUAGAAAACUAUGGCCAAGGCUACAAUAUGUGGCCCAAGGUCCGGGCUAGUGCUGACUUGAUUCGGCCUUCUUUUUUUUAAUUCUUUUUUUAUUUUUUUUAUAGCCUCGGCGACCAACCUUAGGUUGAAGAUGAAAUACGGCUGCUUUUCUGUAAAAUACCCUGAAUUUAAAUCCUGAGCCCUUUUACUUACGCUCACUUAAGCUUUAAUAAUUUACCUAGAUUUAUGUGAUAUUUGAUAAUUGAUAUACUUCAUGUUUAAUUGAAGUCUCGUUUUAAAAGAGGGGACUUUGCAGAGGGCCGAGUUCGAGAUAUUUAAUUGAACUUGGCCUCCUUUCGGGGCAUUUGUGGCAUUUAAAGAAAGUGUUGGGGCCGUUCAUCUUAUCCCGUCUCCUUCCUGUAAGGAACAUCAAUGCUGUAUUUAUUUUCAUGUGCAGUAAACUGACUUUUCGAUUUGGAAUGUAAAAAUUGUGUGUUAUUUU